Messenger RNA from Artibeus jamaicensis (Jamaican fruit-eating bat), 744 nucleotides. RefSeq lists its product as uncharacterized. The record is from RefSeq and is a predicted model, not a curated record. The coding region runs from base 1 to 705 and encodes 234 amino acids. The transcript is spliced from 3 exons. Lineage: Eukaryota; Metazoa; Chordata; Mammalia; Chiroptera; Phyllostomidae.
AUGUCUUGCUUAAUGAUUUCUAAGGACAAUCUGAGCCUGUUCCUCAUUCCCUGGGAAGCUAGUGACCAUAACCUGGAGGUAUCCACUACCAGGAGCUUUGUAGAAAAGGUGGCUUCAAGAGCCCCUUUCCGGCCAGACCCGUGGUUUACCAGUCGGACGCUCCAGAGCGCCGUGGACAGUGCGGGCGUGUGCGGUGUCGCUCGGAGCCGGUGUGGCUCCGCUCGCGCAGCGCCCGCGCAGCCCGCCAGGGGGACCCCGGCCCGCCCGGCGGCGUCUGAUGAGAAAAGAGUCCGAGGGGCGUGGAGCCGAGGCGCCGGCUCCAGGAAACGCGGAUUCGGCAGGGACUCUGCUACUGCCCUGCAGACCGGGGGUCCGGAUCUCCGGCUCCGCGAGCCGGGUUCCACCCCAGAGAGCCCGCGCCCUGCCGUGGGUGUGUCCCUUUCCAUCCUCCGGCCUUCCAGGCCCGAGAAGACCUCCUGCAAGCGGUCCCAAGGUCUCUUUUGUCUUUCUUGGCGGUGGCGACGCCUGAGCUGUGAUUCCCUGACCCCGGCCCCGCGCGCCCCGCCUGCUGACCACCGAGGGCCGGAGCGCGGGGAUUCCUUGCGCCCUAUGGCUGCGGCCAGUGGGCCCCCGACUGGUGGGGGUCACAGGCAGUCGCGCGCCCUCCCCUCGGAGGCCGACGCCGAUCCGAAGGUGCGGGAGUAGGGGCGUCCCUGUCCCCCCUCCACGGUCCUGCACCCGUCG